GUGUUCUACAAGCAAGAUAAUGAUGAGCUCGGAUCAUUGUUUCCUUCAUAUUUUAGUACAAGAAGAUAAUAGGUCAGGAAGUGGCACAAAAAGCAGGGACGCUAAUGAUUCUGCAAAGACAAAUGAGAGUAUUAAAAGCAUCAUCUGUGGCAAAAGUAAUGAUUGUGGGCAAUGUUGUAGAGAAUAUGAAAGUGAUAAUUCUUAUGCUAACUAUUCCGAGGACUUCAUCAGUGAGCUCAGAAACACCUAAAAAGAGCAAUAAUUUAAAACUAUCAGGAACUGAAGAGAAGAAAACGCAGAAAAAGAAAAAAAAGAAAAAAAGGCAGCAUAUCAUCGCCCCCAAAGGAGGGAAGAAGUUGGCACCUAAGAAAAUGCAACAUAAGAAUACUUCAUUUUUAAGUCUGCAGAAUAAUGUGAUUUCCCAGAAAAAAAAUGCCGUGGCUCAACGAAUAUCAUCAGCAAAACUUCAGAAAAUCAGAGAGCUGAAAAAUGAACUAUUUGAUUUACAACACAAACUAGAAGCGUCAAACUUAGAAAACCAAAUCCUAAAAGAACUUCAGUGUCGGCACUUGAAAGCAAUAGGUAGAUAUGAAAAUUCAGAAAAUAACUUGCCUGAUCUUUUGGCAAGACAUUAUACUGAGGUAAGAGCUUUAAGGAAACUCCUGAGGAUGUCUCAGGAGGAAGAACGAAAUACAGCCAGGAAGCUCAGAAAAGUUGAAGCAGAGUUGCUGAAAAAUAAAGAUGCUUUGCAAGCGUUGCAUAAACUUUCAGAAGACAAGGCUCUUGCAGACAGAGAUGAACUUAAUUACAGAUUAUCAGUCCUUACAGAAAAAAUGGAAGUCAAUAAUAAGAGAAUACAGGUCCUUGAAAAGCAGCUGAAGUUGAAUGAUAACACCUUUAGUCGUCAGUUGGCAGAUGAGAGUAAAAAAGCUGUUGAAGCUGGAAUAAUUACAAAACACUUGCAAAUGGAAAUUAAGUCUCUUCACCAAAAAAUAAAGGAAAAGGAACGAGAACUGUGUAUAAGGAAUAUAUAUGCAAAUCGGUUGCUUAGAAUUCCAAAGGACAAAGGCGAUUCAGCACCUCAUGAAAAAAGUGUUAGUUUAAACAAGUCAGUACAAGUAGACAAGCAGAGUUUUAGGUCACUGCUGCUGCCACAGCACCAAAACAAAGAAAAAGAAAAAAGACCCACUCAGCUAUCAAAGGAGGAAAAGCGUUCAGAAGAUAAAAAUCAAAAAGAUAGAGCCAAUGGAUCACACACAGAUGCCCGAUGUAGAGCAGAAAAGCAGACAACCAAGAAAAUCCCAAAGCUAGAAGCUCUGAGUAGAACAUGCAGAGAAUUUUUAAGGGAAGGCAAACCAGUGAUGGAAGAACAUACAUGUUUAGAAUACAUGAAACAAGAGGAAAAAAAGAGAGAAGAGCAAAAAAGGAGAGCUGAAUUGCUUAAACAGGAGCUGAAAAAAAUGCUGAAAACUGAACAAACUCCUCUAGAUGACAUUCUAAAAAAGAACAAGCAAGACGGAGAUACAGUGGAAGAAUAUGAACAAAAGCCAGACAAACAGUUAAAUAAUAAUAGGAAGGAAGACAGUAAAUGUGUAACUCCUAUGCAAAGAAACAAAACACCUAUUAGACUGAGAAAACAAUAUGUAUUCUCAGAAGCUACUGAAAAUUUGCAUCAUGGGCUUCCUACAACAGGUGCAAAAUCCCUAACAGGCAGCCACAGACACGCAUUGCAGGAGGGCAGCGAAAUAGCUGAAUGCAAGGUGAAAAACUCAUUUGGACUGUACGAACCAUCUUUUGGUAAAGUGCCCAAAACAAGGCAGGACAGUUUGGUCGAAGCGGAAGGCCGCACUAAUGUGACAUUCACUGAAAGGAAAAGCAGUCUUAUGAAAGAACUCUUUGGAGCGAGCUGUGUUUUAAAAGACAACCACUCAACCAGUACCAUGAGAGAAGCACGGAAAGAGAAGUGA
This is a messenger RNA of Tinamus guttatus (white-throated tinamou), 1967 nucleotides long. It is a transcript of the gene LCA5L, whose product is annotated as lebercilin LCA5 like. Gene Ontology annotation, biological process: intraciliary transport. The record is from RefSeq and is a predicted model, not a curated record. Gene Ontology annotation, cellular component: axoneme. Lineage: Eukaryota; Metazoa; Chordata; Aves; Tinamiformes; Tinamidae.